AUGGAACGGCUGCCUCUGCCCAAUGCCGGUAAAGGACACGGCGACAGGAUGGGUGGGAACGCAGGGAACGCGGGCUCCCCGCACGGGCCUCCUCACCCCGAAGGGCACCCCCGACGCAAGAGGUACUGGCCGCCUCGCCGGCCUAAAAGCACCCCGGAGCUUGAAAGGAAGAAGCUGCAUCUCUGGCUCCCCCGGGGCCCGCCUGGGGGAGGGGCGGGAGGCGCGGAGGCGCAGAGCCGCCGCUUCCCGGCUGAGGGGCAGCAGCAGCUGAGAAGCGCCGCGGGGGAGGGAGGGACCCAGCCCUCGCCGCCCGCCAGGCCUCAGCCUGGGCCCGGGCCCCCUGCCCCGCCCGCCGCCCGCCCCGCGACGCGGCCGCGGCUGAGAGAAGGGAGAGGGCGUCUCGCGGAGGGCAGCCCCUGCCUCCGUCCCGGGAGAUGCCCCGGCCCCGCCUCCUCGCCCGCCGCCCCGGCCCGACCGCCCCGGCGGCGAACUCUCACCUCAGGCUGCGCAGGCCGGGACGGCCCGGCCGAGCCCCCGGCCGCUGUGUGCGUCUCCGCCCCCCGGGAAACGUCCCAACGGCGCCUGGUGCGAGCGGCCGAGGCCCGGAGCAGCGCCGAGAGCGGCAGCAGCGGGAGCAGCCAACAUCCGGGGCCGCGCACCCGGAACUACUUCCCGACCCGCUCCCCCUCCCGAUCGCCCGCCCCCGCCGCCACCACCCCCCGCCUCCCGCGACGUCGCUGCGCCACCGGCACGGCGUCGGCGGCGUCACGGCCCCUCCGCGGUCACGGCCGCGGCGACGCGCGCGGGAUCCCUCCGCUGGAACAAGUAGUGCCCGGGGACGGCGGCGACCCUGCUUCCACGCAGCGGUAUCAGUCAGCCGCCAGCAGCUCCGUGCGACUUGGAGAGGCGGGUAUCUCUGCCCCUCAGAGAGGCGGCCGGGGAGUCAGGGCAGCGGGGUCGACUCUUUAG
Messenger RNA from Hippopotamus amphibius kiboko, 969 nucleotides. RefSeq names its product basic salivary proline-rich protein 2-like. The transcript has 2 exons. Lineage: Eukaryota; Metazoa; Chordata; Mammalia; Artiodactyla; Hippopotamidae. The record is from RefSeq and is a predicted model, not a curated record. The coding region runs from base 1 to 969 and encodes 322 amino acids.